Molecule: messenger RNA, 2583 nt
Organism: Pyricularia pennisetigena
Lineage: Eukaryota; Fungi; Ascomycota; Sordariomycetes; Magnaporthales; Pyriculariaceae
Exons: 6
Coding region: 1-2583 (860 amino acids)
Biological process (GO): translational initiation; formation of cytoplasmic translation initiation complex; formation of translation preinitiation complex
Cellular component (GO): eukaryotic translation initiation factor 2 complex
Molecular function (GO): translation initiation factor activity; mRNA binding; translation initiation factor binding
Source: RefSeq, a predicted model, not a curated record
AUGAGCAGUGCGACCACAGUCAUGGAUUCUGAGCCCUCACAGCUUCCCGAUAGGAAGGCGCGCAAGUCCGUCGCAUUUACAGAGGAGAAACUAGUUGUCGACCCCGACGGCAAGGUCACCACGAUGUCGACCCCAAAUGAGGAGAAGGACUCGGCCCAAUCCCACACGCCUCGUACGCCGCCACUCUCCGCCGCACUUGGUGCAUUUACUGAUGCAUCUUCAGCUCCUGCCGAUGUGACCCUGGACGGGGCCGUUCCUGACGACGAUGGACUUGACUUGACCCUGAAGAAGAAGAAGAAGAAGCCCAAGAAGGUUGAGGAUGGCGAGGAAGCCGCCGGCGACGAGAAUGCCGAGGACGGCGGGCUGGACCUGACGCUAAAGAAGAAAAAGAAGAAGAAGGUACCCAAGGACGAUGAGGAUGAGUUUGCAAAGAAGCUCAAGGCCAUGGAGCUCAACGACAAGGAGGCCGAAGAGGGCGACGCCGAAGCUGAGGAGCCAGAGGUGGAGGAGGGUGACAUGGAUGAGGGAACCGGCAUUUGGGCUCACGAUGCGACAGAGACCAUCCCAUACAAGAUGCUCCUCGGAAGGUUCUACAAGCUCCUCGAAGAGAAGAACCCUGACCACGCAACGAGUGGAACCCGAUCUUACAAGAUCCCGCCUCCGCAAUGCGCACGUGAAGGCAACAAGAAGACAAUUUUCAUCAACCUGGCCGAUAUCUGCAAGCGCAUGAAGCGUACAGAGGAACACGUUACGCAGUACCUGUUUGCCGAAUUGGGAACGUCGGGUUCGACUGACGGCAGUCGUCGUCUGGUUAUCAAGGGUCGUUUCCAGCAGAAGCAACUGGAGAACGUGUUGCGCAAGUACAUUAUCGAAUAUGUUACCUGCAAAACCUGCAGAUCGCCCAACACAGAGCUCAACAAGGGAGAGAACCGCCUGAUGAGUCCCGAGGAGUUGGAAUCGAAAGUACCGGCAGGUAUCUGCUCUAGCAAAGCGGAACCCGCGGCACACAGCAAGGAAGAACAUCCAUGGACGUGUGGACUGUCGAGCGCGAGGCCGUCAAUCAGUCCAUGGUUGCUGGAGUGCUCCAGCAAAUUGUUGGGCUUCACAAGCACGGAAAAUCUGCCAGAAUGUGCCGAUGUUGUUAUUGUCGGCAGUGGCAUCACUGGCGCCUUUGCGGCGCAUUUUCUAAAAGAGGAAUGGGCCAAGGAUCUCAGCGUAGUCAUGCUGGAGGCUAGAGAGGCAUGCUGGGGAGCUUCUGGGCAGAGUACCGGAGCGGUCGAGGCCCUGCUGUUCGAGAACGCCUGGGACGUGUCGGCCUUUAAACUGGAGGGCAUACAGUUCCUGCGGGAGUUUGUCAAAGACAACGAAAUACCCUGCGAAUGGCAAGACUGCCUCGGCGUGCAUGUGUCGUCCCAUCCGCUGCUUGAAUUCUCCAGCGCCAGCGUAACCGACAUCAAAAACGCCAUGCCCGACUCGAUGGGCCAGAUGAUCGACACGGCGUUAUGGGAUUCUCCACCCUCUUCUUCUUCUUCUCCACAUGUACGUGACAAGAGAGACGCCACGACGACGGGCGACGGGUGGGAUGUCGACAAGAUCAGGGCCACCCUCGCCGGCCUUGGGAUGCACGACGCGGACGGUGUGGUGCUGCAGGCCAACGCCGCCACCAUCCACCCCUACCGGCUUGUAGCAUGGAUCCUCGAGCGACUGCUCGAGCGCCACGAAGCCGAAAGCUUCGCCCUGCAUACCAACACCCCCGUGACUAGGCUAUCGCAGCGUGCUGCUGCUACUGCCGACCGACCUGGUACUGGGAACUGGACGCUGACUACGCCGCGCGGCGACAUUUCGGCUGGGAGGGUUCUUCUUGCUACGAACGGGUACACGAGUGCUCUGCUACCUGAGCUCGAGGAGCUGAUCGUCCCGGUGCGGUGUCAGGCCGCCGCCGCCGCCCCGGCCAGUGGCUCUUUGAAGAAGAAGCCGGUGGAUCUGGAAAGCAGGUUGUAUACCUUUGUCUGCAAGGAUGGCAAGCGCGACGAGCGCUGGCUACAGAGGGGUGGGGCUGGAGGCCAGUUGAUAGUCGCGGGAGGGAGGCAUGUUGCUGUCGACUUUGGGGUCGGGCAUUGGCGCGACGACGUGACCGAGCCCAGGGUUGAACGGCACCUGGAGGGUCUGUUGGAGGGCUAUCCUCGAGACUACAAACCUUGGGUCGGCGCGGUGCCCGAGUUGCUCGGCGGCGGGCCCGGCCUCUUCCUGUGCGCGGGCUACGCGCUGGGCGGCCUCGCCAUGGCGCCGCUGUGCGCCAAACGCGUGGUGCAGGAGAUGGCGAUGACGAAGGCGACGACCGCAAGCGAGACCCAGGGAAAGAUGCGAUUCCCACCAAGGCUCUUAUCGGAGCCCGAGCGUGUCGAUAUCGCGAUGGAGGAAUGGCCCGACGUGCUGACCAUGGAGGAGGAAGGGUUGGGGACGUAUAUCAAGAUAGGCGUCGGCCAGAUCCUCAAAGGGAGGAAUGACGUACCGUGCGAUUCGAGCUUCCCCGCCGGCUUGAGGAGGUUUUGGGGGAAGGGUGCAAUGGGGAGGAAGUGGUGA